Symbiodinium pilosum is the source of this 495-nucleotide messenger RNA. Lineage: Eukaryota; Dinophyceae; Suessiales; Symbiodiniaceae. The record is from the annotation of a GenBank genome assembly.
AUGACGGAUCUGCCAAGCAUCCUGAGCGAUGACAUCGUUCUGUUCCUUGAUCCGCAUGUCCAUCAUUUGCGUGGUAUGGGUGCAUCUCCUGCCAAGCCGGGUAUCAAGCUCAGAUUCCUGAAGAUCGAUGUGCUGGACAAGUUCCGUGACCAGUUUGAACCCUACCACGGCCUGUUUGGUUGCGACCUGACUUCCUCCAUGCCCUUUCAAGGAACGUUGAUCCGACUCCCCUUUCGCACUGCGGAAUCGUCGAGGUUGAGCGAAAUCAGCAAAACCAUCGUUACACCGGAACAGGCAACGGCUUACUUGAACGCGUUCAAAGACGCUGCUGCGGAGUGUUUGCUUUUCCUACAACACGUGCAACGCGUGAACUUCUGCUGGAUUGGCCCCGAUGCUGACCCAAACGCCUCACCCUCGACGCUACUGCAAGUACAGAUCGUGCCUUCAAGUGUGCCAGCUUCCCUGGGACCCGCAGGUGGGCAGUAUUUAGACUAG